AUGUCCGAUGCGAAUGAUGACAUGGGCGAUUUGAGCGAGUUCAUGGAAUUCUUCCAGUCGUCACCUUGCUUCUUCGUGAACAGAGCGGCGGGGGUUUCCCUCACUGAAACACUGCCCACGUCUCCAACCACUCAAGAGAAACUGAAUCCAAACGGUGCUGACGACUUGAGCACGUGCAGUAAGGACACGUCAACGGAAUCGGUUACGGGCAGCCCAAAACACUCGCUACAAGUGAUUGGUGCUUCCGCUUCCACUAUUACAACACCAACUACGAUGCCGGUGAUAAGUGCAAAUGUAUCGCUAAAAAUGGCUGCAAGCGAUCAAGUUCACAACCUUCUCAACAAAGAUGGACCAAGUGAUCCGGUAUUGGAAUGCUCAAACAAUCAUAAUGAAUCUGUUGACUCACCGUCAGAAUUUUGUGUUGAUAUUGGAGACGAUAAACAAUCUGAUAGGUCGACUAAACGUGAUGCAACAUCGGCAACUACUGAAACAGCCACUUCGUUGAGAAGUGAUAGUGACGGAGUUGAGAAAUUUGUGAUGGCAUCAUCAGAGGCGAGCAAUUCUGCGCCCAGCAGCCAACGACACUUGAGUUUAGGGAGCAGCGAUGAGACUGUUGACAGCUCAGAGACACAGUUCUCAGUGCACAUCCCAAACGAACGUUCAAACGGAUCACGCAAUUUGGAUGGCCAGAAAGAUGUCAGAAGUUGUGUUUCUUCAUCAUUAUCGGACAAUGCUACCGUUCAGCCAGUGGCACAACCCAGCUCAGCACUAUCUCCUACGAAGGAAUCGAAGCGAAACGAUAUCAAUCCGGGCCAGUCAACGUUGAAUCGACUUUUGGACGCGCUAACUCACAGUAAUGCUCAACAUCACCAGUUCAAGCCAGCUCGAUUGCAACCGAUUGAUUUUAUUAACUUCUUCAACUUUCCAGAGCAACUGUCAUCGGCUGUUACUGUUGUCCCGAUGACAACUAUCGCACAUUCCACCUCUACAUCAGCAGUCUACUCCACGCCAACCAGAACAAAUUUAAUCGCUUCAAAUCCCAUUAUUGCAACAGGGACAUUCCCCGGAACCAAUGCGUUUCCCAUGGUCGCUGCUUCGGAUUCCGCAACCGCUUCGGUUCGAGCAUUUCAGACAGCAGCAGCAACUGCGCCAUUUCCAGCGUUUAAUCCGGUCACUGCGGCCACACUUCUCGCCUCUUCAUCAGCGUCAUCCACCGACAGUAGACAGUUUAAUCAGGCAGUGACCCAACUGCUAAGUGGUGGUCCUUUUUUGGGCUCGAAUGCGCUAUCGAUGUCAGCCGGAUUGUGCCCAUUGCUCACACUAUCACCACAAGCAGCA
Messenger RNA from Anisakis simplex (herring worm), 1338 nucleotides. Lineage: Eukaryota; Metazoa; Nematoda; Chromadorea; Rhabditida; Anisakidae. The record is from the annotation of a GenBank genome assembly.